This is a messenger RNA of Etheostoma spectabile (orangethroat darter), 1213 nucleotides long. RefSeq names its product protein SOGA1. The transcript is spliced from 2 exons. The record is from RefSeq and is a predicted model, not a curated record. Bases 1 to 957 code for a protein of 318 amino acids. NCBI's taxonomy places the organism in Eukaryota, Metazoa, Chordata, Actinopteri, Perciformes, Percidae.
AUGACGGCCAGCUGGCGGGGGACGGUUCAAGGCAGUUCACAGGAGAGGAGAGGGAGAUUACAGCAGUGCUGGGUGGACGUGGCCUGUUCAGGGACUCAGACCCACAUGAAGCCACAGAUGGUGAGUGUUGGUCUGCAGACAGAUUGCUCAGUCACUGUGAGAAGCAGUCCAUCCCAGGUCCUGAGCACCUCCCUGGUCUCCGCCCGGUCUCACCACAUCUCUGCCUCACUGGACGGGGUGUCAGGCAGAGUUGAGAGGUCCAGAUCCUCCACCUCCUCGCCUAAACUCUACCGGAGACACUCUGCAUCCGCAGCAUUCUCUCCCCCCUCAUCCACCAAUUUGAGCUCCUCCUCCUCGUCCUCAUCCACCUCGAGAGAUCGAGCACUGUGGAACCUGAACCACCAGAGCCACGCUGGCCUCACAUGGACCCGACAAACCAGUCACAGAGCUGGUGCAGGACAGAACCACGGCUCUGUGAGCAACGCUAAGCCCCCAAGCAAACCUGCAGGCACCCACCGGUACGGCAUGGUCACAGAGUUCCUGCGCAGGGUGAGCGGCCGGGCAGAGAAACCGGUACCGGUACCGGGGUCAGGGCAGAAGACUAAGAACAGUAUGAAGAACCUGGAACGCGUUCCAACGAGGCCCGCUGCCGCUACGCUGCACAGGAGUGACAGCGUGACGAGGAUCGUCAACAAUAGGUUCAUGAAGCAGAGAGAGGAGGCCGGGCGGGCCCAGAGAGAGGAGAAAACCAGGAGUCUGGACCACAGGGUCCACCACAGGCCCAGCACCGUCACAGCAGAGGACGGAAACUACGACUGCAGCUCCAGCAGCACUUUGACCUUCUGCUUCGCUCGCCCAUCUCGCUCCACCCAGAGACAAAUGUCCCACCAGAGCAAACUCCCCCGGCACAGAUGCUCGCCUCCAGCGAGCGCGGCUGCAGAACCCAACUGCGAGUGACCGGGCGGAGAACUCGCGGAGACUUCUGGACAGCUCAGAGCGCUCAGGGACGGGGAAGGGAAUUUCAAAAGUGGAAUCUUCUAAUGUAAGCCUGCUCUACUGCAGGAUGCUUGAACUGGGAAAACUGGCACAGUACUGUAUGUGGGAUGGUCUGACUUUGUAGCUUUCUAGUUUUCUUUUGGUACAUUUUCAUAACACUCAUCUCCUUUUACAGAUGGGCUAACUGUGGAUUUCAAUUACAAAAAGCUACAAAUUC